Phodopus roborovskii (desert hamster) is the source of this 2304-nucleotide messenger RNA. It is a transcript of the gene Mthfr, whose product is annotated as methylenetetrahydrofolate reductase. Gene Ontology annotation, molecular function: FAD binding; methylenetetrahydrofolate reductase [NAD(P)H] activity. The record is from RefSeq and is a predicted model, not a curated record. Lineage: Eukaryota; Metazoa; Chordata; Mammalia; Rodentia; Cricetidae. The transcript has 12 exons. Gene Ontology annotation, cellular component: cytosol. Bases 197 to 2254 code for a protein of 685 amino acids. Gene Ontology annotation, biological process: tetrahydrofolate interconversion.
CCUCCCCCACCCUUCAUCCGGCUCCUUUGACUGGCGCCUGAGCCUUCUCUCCAGCCCAGAAACCUUACUCCCGCCCCAUGGUGUGGCCCCAGCCUUAGCUCAGGGCUCUUUGUCACAGCUCCGCCCACUUUGGGCACACCCUCCAGGAAAGAUUCCCUGUUUCUUCCCCACUCACUCUGGGUCUAAGCUGACCGAGAUGAACCAUCGAGAAGCCAAGGUCCCCCCAGCUGGCCGUUGUUACCCAUCUCUAGGAAUGUGGGCCUCAGAGGCUGGCUGUGUGAGGCUUUCUGUGCCACCCUCUAUCAGCAGGAAUCCAGCCAUGGUGAACGAGGGCAGCGGCAGCGGCAGUGGCAGCGAGAGCUCCAAGGACAGUUCGAGAUGUUCCACUCCCAGCCUGGACCCGGAGCGGCACGAGAGACUCCGGGAGAAGAUGAGGCGCAGAAUGGACUCUGGUGACAAGUGGUUCUCCCUGGAGUUCUUCCCUCCCCGGACUGCUGAGGGAGCUGUUAACCUCAUCUCAAGGUUUGACCGGAUGGCAGCAGGGGGCCCCCUCUUCCUAGACGUUACCUGGCACCCAGCUGGAGACCCUGGCUCAGACAAGGAGACCUCCUCCAUGAUGAUUGCCAGCACAGCAGUAAACUACUGUGGCUUGGAAACCAUCCUGCACAUGACCUGCUGCCAGCAGCGCCAGGAGGAGAUUACAGGCCAUCUGCACAAAGCCAAGCAGCUUGGCCUGAAGAACAUAAUGGCACUGAGGGGAGACCCUGUAGGUGACCACUGGGAAACAGAGGAAGGAGGCUUCGACUACGCCGCAGACCUGGUGAAGCACAUCCGCAGCGAGUUUGGCGACUACUUUGACAUCUGUGUGGCAGGUUACCCCAAAGGCCACCCCGAGGCAGAGAGCUUUGAAGAGGACCUGAAGCACUUGAAAGAGAAGGUAUCUGCAGGCGCUGACUUCAUCAUCUCCCAGCUCUUCUUUGAGACCAACACCUUCCUCCGUUUUGUGAAGGCCUGCACAGAAAUAGGCAUCUCCUGCCCCAUCCUGCCCGGGAUCUUCCCUAUACAGGGCUACUCUUCCCUUCGGCAGCUUGUAAAACUGUCCAAGCUGGAGGUACCACAGAAGAUCAAGGACGUAAUUGAGCCAAUCAAAGACAAUGAUGCUGCCAUCCGCAACUAUGGCAUUGAGCUGGCUGUGAGCUUGUGCCGGGAGCUGCUGGACAGUGGCUUGGUGCCAGGCCUCCACUUCUAUACCCUCAACCGUGAGGUGGCCACCACAGAAGUGCUGAAGCAACUGGGCAUGUGGACUGAGGACCCCAGGCGCCCCCUGCCCUGGGCAGUCAGUGCACAUCCCAAGCGCCGGGAGGAAUGUGUGCGCCCCAUCUUCUGGUCCUCCAGACCAAAAAGCUACAUCUACCGCACACAGGAUUGGGACGAGUUUCCCAAUGGCCGCUGGGGUAAUUCCUCCUCGCCAGCCUUUGGGGAGCUGAAGGACUACUACCUCUUCUACCUGAAAAGCAAGUCCCCCAGGGAAGAGCUGUUGAAGAUGUGGGGUGAGGAGCUCACCAGUGAAGAAAGCGUCUUCAAAGUCUUUGAACUUUACCUCUCAGGAGAGCCAAACCAGCAUGGCUACACAGUAACCUGCUUGCCCUGGAAUGAUGAUCCCCUGGCAGCGGAAACCAGCCUGAUGAAGGAAGAGCUGCUGCGCGUGAACAGGCUGGGCAUCCUCACCAUCAACUCACAGCCCAACAUCAAUGGGAAGCCGUCCUCUGACCCUAUUGUGGGCUGGGGCCCCAGUGGGGGCUACGUCUUCCAGAAGGCCUACUUAGAGUUCUUCACCUCCCGGGAGAUAGUGGAGGCCCUCCUGCAGGUGCUGAAGAAGUAUGAGCUCCGGGUCAACUUCCACAUUGUGGACGUGCAGGGAAAGAACAUCACUAAUGCCCCCGAGCUGCAGCCCAAUGCUGUCACGUGGGGGAUCUUCCCUGGUCGAGAGGUCAUCCAGCCUACUGUGGUGGAUCCCAUCAGCUUUAUGUUUUGGAAGGACGAGGCCUUCGCCCUGUGGAUUGAGCAGUGGGGCAAACUGUAUGAGGAGGAGUCCCCGUCCCGCAUGAUCAUCCAGUACAUCCACGACAACUACUUCCUGGUCAACCUGGUGGACAACGAGUUCCUGCUGGACAACUGCCUAUGGCAGGUGGUAGAAGACACAUUCGAGCUGCUCAACAGGCACACCACGACGGGAGAAGCACAGGCCCCAUAAGCCUCCUGGAGCCUCCUCUCCCUCAACUCUCCACACAUGGUAAUGACUGC